AUGACCGAGCCCGGAACGCCUUUCCAGAAGUACUUGACCGACGGUAUGCUUCUCCGAGAAGCAACGAACGACCCUGACCUCAAGCGAUACUCCACUAUCAUUCCCAAUGAGGCCUCACGAGCGUACACUGGCCACGGUUAUCCUCAUGGGGUUACUGAAGACCUCGCAGAACUUCGGUCAGACUUGACGCUUGUUCCUGGUCGCACGCAUCCGGUUGAGGUCUUCUAUACCCAGGAGCCCGAAUCAGACUACGUGGAGGCCGCAAUACGCACAGCUCUCAUGAUCAACCGUGCGGAAGAGCCUGGCGAUAUCCUGCUGUUUUUGACAGGCGAAGGGGUUAUCGAGGAUGCAUAUCGUAAACUUAACCUCGAAGCGGACGAUCUUGUCAGCCAGGAUCCAGAGAGCGUCGGCCCAUUUGUCUGCGUCCCAUGGCUGACUCCCCUUCUCGCAUCUACUAUGGCCAUCAUCCCACGUCUCUCCUGGACGUGGACGCUGUCAGAGUACGCGCCGAACUACUUCGGUCUGUCAACUUUCCCGGAAGGCGAGACGAAGCGGGCGCUGCAGCGCAUCCUGAAGAAGCGCUCAGUCAAGGCCGCUGACGGUAAUCGCAGUAAUGGUCCUGCAGGCUCGGAGCCCGCGAAGAGAAAGUCGAAGAAGCAGUAG
Molecule: messenger RNA, 663 nt
Organism: Dichomitus squalens LYAD-421 SS1
Lineage: Eukaryota; Fungi; Basidiomycota; Agaricomycetes; Polyporales; Polyporaceae
Exons: 3
Coding region: 1-663 (220 amino acids)
Cellular component (GO): intracellular anatomical structure; spliceosomal complex
Molecular function (GO): RNA binding
Source: RefSeq, a predicted model, not a curated record